Messenger RNA from Mercurialis annua (annual mercury), 3327 nucleotides. RefSeq lists its product as uncharacterized. Gene Ontology annotation, molecular function: catalytic activity. The coding region runs from base 1 to 3327 and encodes 1108 amino acids. NCBI's taxonomy places the organism in Eukaryota, Viridiplantae, Streptophyta, Magnoliopsida, Malpighiales, Euphorbiaceae. The record is from RefSeq and is a predicted model, not a curated record. The transcript is spliced from 4 exons.
AUGAUAGGCACAUGGAAUAUAAGGGGUCUAAAUGACCCAAUAAAACAGUCAGAAAUGAAAAAUCUGAUUGUUAGUAAGAGCUUGUAUGCUAUGGGAAUUUUGGAAACAAGAGUUAGGCCAGUUAACUUUGAUAAAGUUUGGAAGAGUUGUAAGUUGUUCAAAUGGAAUGUUAUAAACAACAAUAGUUUCUCUGAGUUGGGCAGAAUUUGGAUAACUUAUGAUCCUGCAUUAAUCCAAAUUAGCAAUAUUACUUAUUCAGCUCAAUGUAUUCAAUGUGAAGUAAAUUGGGAGAAUAAUGAAUUUUUAUGGUCUGUUGCUUAUGGAUCAAAUGAUGAGAUUGACAGCAAAAAUUUAUGGAGGGAGCUUAUGAAUUUCAGAUCUACUAAUAGAGGUCCUUGGUUGGUAAUGGGUGAUUUUAAUGCCAUGACUAAUGCAGGGGAGAAAAUUGGAGGUAAUGACAGUUUUGAGCAUAGUGGAGAGGAUUUUCUUCAGUGCAUAAAUGAUUGUAAUCUUAGUGAGUUAAAGAAAUUUGGGUGUGAGUUCACUUGGACAAAUAAUCAAGCUGGAGAAGCCAGAAUCUGGAGGAAACUAGAUAGGGCUCUGAUAAAUUCUGAAUGGUUGGAUAGUUAUGGUGAUUCAGACUAUGUUGCUCUUAAUGCAGGAGUUUCAGACCACUCUCCUUUGAUAGUUACAAUCAACAAGACAGUUAAUAAAGGGGCUAAGCCUUUUAAGUUCUUUAACAUGUGGAUGGAUAAUGAAAAAUUCAUUGACAUUCUGAAAGAGGUUUGGGGGGUGGAUGUGACAGGAUGUGCUAUGUUCAAUUUGGUUCAGAAGCUUAAGAAUCUAAAGGUCAGGUUGAAAGAUCUAAAUCAGAAUCAAUUUUCUGGGAUUUCUCUUAAAGUUAAGGAGAGUAGGAAGCUUUUGGAGGAGUUGCAAAAUAAUCUCCAGAAGGAUCCUUUAAAUGAGGAUUUGCUUAUGGAAGAAAGGGCAGUUUCUAUUCACUACAAGAAUUGUCUGAAUGCAGAAGAAAAGUUUCUAAAACAAAAGUCCAGAAUCUCUUGGUUAAAGCUAGGAGACAGUAAUAACAAGUUCUUCCACAAUUCUGUUAAAGUCAGAAGAUGCAGGAAUAGAAUAACUAAAUUGGUUGAUGCCAAUGGGAAUGAGCUGAAGACUCAGGAAGAGAUUAGUGAUGCUAUGGUUGAUUUUUAUGAAAAGCUGUUGGGGAAAUCAUAUCAAAGGAAUCACCUAGAUCCUAACAUUGUUGACAGAGGUCCAAAAUUGGGGGAUAUAGAUUCUAAUAGUCUUGUUACAGCAGUUACUCAAGAAGAGAUUAAAUGUGCUAUGUUCUCUAUUAAUAAGGCCCCUGGGCCAGAUGGCUAUUCUAGCCUGUUCUUUCAGAGAAACUGGAACAUAGUGGGAGGAGAUGUUGUUAAAGCAAUCCAAGAGUUUUUUUUCUACAGGAAAGCUUUUGAGCCAGUCAUAGCCAUGAGACUUAGUAGAUGCAUCAGUUCCUUAAUUAGUCAAAGCCAGUGUGCUUUUAUUCCAGGUAGAAGGAUUAUUGACAAUGUUCUUUUGGCCCAUGAACUUGUGCAUGAUUACCCUAAUGAAAGAGGUGUUGCUAGCUGUGCCAUGAAAGUAGAUCUAAGGAAAGCCUAUGAUACUAUUGAGUGGGAUUUCUUAGAGGAAUUGCUGUUAGGACUUCAGUUUCCUAGAAGGUUCAUAGAGUGGAUCAUGAUUUGUGUAAGGACCCCUAGGUACUCUGUUUCCAUAAAUGGAUCUUUGUAUGGCUAUUUUAGGGGUGGUAGGGGAAUCUUUCUGAGAUUGGAAGCAGGAAUUGUUUCAAACAUCACAGAGGUUGAGGCUCUGAAACUAAACCAUCUCAGCUUUGCUGAUGAUCUCUUUCUCUUUUGUCAUGGAGAUUUGGCUUCAGCUAAAUGCCUGAGGGAAAGUUUAACUCACUUUCAGGAGGUGUCUGGUAUCUGUGUCAAUAAAGAUAAAAGCUCCAUUUUUUUCUGCAAUGUUCCUGCUGAUCAGAAAAGGAGUAUUUUAGACCACAUGGAGUUUGGAGAAGGUUACCUUCCUGUUAAAUACUUAGGGAUGCCUCUAAUAUCCAGGAGGCUUACUAAAGAUGAUUGCCAAAAAGUAAUUUUAAAAAUUACUAACAGAAUAUCUGCCUGGAAUGUUAAAUAUCUCUCCUAUGCAGGAAGAUUGCAGCUCAUUAACUCGAUCCUUCCUUUGGAAAGGCAGCUCAUCUGGAAGGAAGUAUGGUGGUAUUGCCUGGGAUACAGUUUGCCAGAACAAGAAGAGUGGUGGUCUAGGGAUAAAAAAGUAGAUAUUUGGAAUACUGCUGCUGUGAUGAAACAGGUUUGGAUUAUGUUAACUGAUAAAUGCUCUUUGUGGCCUCAUUGGGUUAUUCAUAAUAAACUCAAGAAGCUGAGCUACUGGGGCAUUACAAAGCCUUACAAAGCAUCUUGGAGCUGGAGGAACUUAGUUAAGUUGCGAAGUAUAGCUAAGGAUCUUUUUGAGUAUAAAGUUGGCAAUGGUAGGGAUACUUACUUCUGGUUUGAUCCCUGGGUUCAUGGUAAAUCUGUGCUAGAUGUUUUCCCUAGAAUCAGCAUAGAAGAUGCAGACAUUCCCAAGGAUGCAAGAAUUGCUGACCUAUACAGGAAUGGUACCUGGAUCCUCCCAGAUGCAGCAGAUGAGGUGACCCUUAAUGCUUGGGAGUUCCUCAGAAACAAUUUCAUAGUUAACAGCCAGGAGAGUGAUAAGGUGAUGUUCCUAAAGAAGAAUCACUUUACCAUAAAAGAUACUUGGAAAUUCCUCCUCCCUGAUUCUCCAAAGGUCUCUUGGUAUUCAUUGUUAUGGAAGGGUCCUAAUAUACCUCGGUAUAGUUUUAUUACUUGGAUUGCUAUCCAAAAAGGUUUGAACACUAGGAAUAAACUCUUCAGGUGGGGCUCUGUAAACAGUUCCAGGUGUGUUUUAUGCAAUGAUGAUUCUGAAACUAUUGAGCAUUUGUUUUUCCAUUGUAAAUUCUCUGAUGUUGUCUGGAGGGGAGUUCUGAAAGGCUGUGGCAUUCGCAGAGAUCUUUUAAGAUGGGGUAGAGAAAUCAGUUGGUUUACCAGGAAGUUCAAAGGCAGGAAUUUGAGAAAUAGGUUGUGCAGAUUGGCUUUCUGUGCAGCUGUUUACUACAUUUGGAUAGAGAGGAAUGAUGCAGUCUUCAAAGGUUGCAGGCCUAGGGAUAGUGAAGUUAUAAAGAAAGUCAGAUUUGCUGUUUGUAGUAGACUUAAUCUCAGUAUUGAUACUGAUGUAAAUAGCUGUUGGAUGUAA